AUGGUGGAUGAGUUCAUGGUGCAAAUCAUGGCAAAUGGCUAUGAUUUAGUGGCCAUUACUGAGACGUGGUUACAGGAUGAUCAUGACUGGGAGUUAAAUAUCCAGGGGCAUCAAACUCUUUUAUUCUGUAGGCUUCGCACACAUCAGUGGUGCUUCCUUCUCUUCAAUGUGGUUCUGUUCCAUGCCUUGCUCUUUGGGGCUGACAUUGUGGAAGAGUACUUACUCCAGUCCUCUCCAACCACCUACACAGAUGCCCAAACUCUGGACAUCCGAGAGAGAGCCAGGAAACUAGACAUGGGCCAGGUCAAGAGAAAUGCCUCCAGGCUUUUUCGCAUCAGCAACACAGAUGCUUGCAGUCACAGUGAUCUCUUUCUCCUGACUGUAGUUUCCAGCAAUGCAAGAAACAUAACACAACGGGAGGUCAUCAGGAAGACUUGGGCCAAUGUGAGCCAAGUACAAGGUUAUGGUUUGUUGACGCUAUUUGCAAUCGGGAUCCCUCAAACGCAGGCAACCCAAGAGGAGAUUGACAAAGAGUAUGAAGACCACAGGGAUGUCAUUCAAGGCACUUUCCCAGACUCAGCUGACAAUGCUGUCCUUAAAACCAUUAUGAUCAUGCGCUGGACCGUGACGUUUUGCCCUAAAGCUCUAUUCAUUCUGAAAUCUGAUGAAGAGACCUUUGUCAAUUACAGAAGCUUGGUGGAAUACCUGCUCAGUUUGAAGAGACAUGCAGAGGAUCUCUACAUUGGGAGGGUCAACCACCAGAUGGUGCCCAUUCGAGACCCUCUCAGCAAACACCAUGUGCCCAUCAGCCUGUAUUCGGGGAAGUAUUACCCCGACUACUGUAGCUCGUCCGCCUAUGUCAUCUCACAGGACGUUGCCCGUAAGGUUUUUGUCGCUUCCAUGGCAAUGGGGACCUCGAUGCCGGAGGAUAUAUAUGUUGGAAUCUGUGCCAGGAAAGCUGGCGUGGUGCCCAUCCACAGCUCCAGGUUUUCUGGGGACAAGCACAUUCGCUUCAAUCGCUGCUGCUACAAAUUCAUCUUUAGCUCUUUCGGCAUGAAAAGUGAGGAACUGAGUGAAGCCUGGGAGGAGAUUAAUGACAGUAGGCAGUGUACUAUGUUAGAAACGUAUUAUGGACUUAUCAAGUGCAAGGCAUUAACCUAUCUGGACAAGCUCACAUCGCAUGGCAGUGCAGAUUUGGAAGAGUCUGUCAUCCCAACGCACCCAAAACAGUAA
This is a messenger RNA of Stegostoma tigrinum, 1233 nucleotides long. RefSeq names its product beta-1,3-galactosyltransferase 9. The coding region runs from base 1 to 1233 and encodes 410 amino acids. The record is from RefSeq and is a predicted model, not a curated record. The transcript is spliced from 2 exons. Gene Ontology annotation, molecular function: hexosyltransferase activity. Lineage: Eukaryota; Metazoa; Chordata; Chondrichthyes; Orectolobiformes; Stegostomatidae. Gene Ontology annotation, cellular component: membrane.